Molecule: messenger RNA, 969 nt
Organism: Knipowitschia caucasica
Lineage: Eukaryota; Metazoa; Chordata; Actinopteri; Gobiiformes; Gobiidae
Source: the annotation of a GenBank genome assembly
AUGGGCGCGGAUGGGGACAAGGAUUCCAAGACCAACCUGAUCAUAAACUACCUGCCCCAGAGCAUGUCUCAGGACGAGCUGCACACCCUCUUCAGCAGCAUCGGGGAGGUGGAUUCUGCCAAACUCAUCCGAGACAAAGUACAAGGCCACAGUUUAGGGUACGGAUUUGUUAACUUUGUAAACCCUAGUGAUGCAGACAGAGCUAUCAGUACUCUGAAUGGACUAAGACUUCAGUCCAAAACUAUCAAGGUGUCUUAUGCGCGGCCGAGCUCUGACAUAAUUAAAGAUGCCAACCUGUACAUCAGCGGCCUGCCCCGGGGUCUCGGCCAGAAGGACGUGGAGGACAUGUUCUCCCGAUACGGACAAAUCAUUAACUCCCGUCUGCUUAUAGAACAGGGCACAGGUACGAAAGGAGGGUCUCGAGGAGUUGCGUUUAUCCGAUACGACAAGCGCGCGGAGGCGGAGGAGGCCAUCAAAAACCUGAAUGGUCAAAAACCUCCUGGAGCCACGGAGCCGAUCAUCGUGAAGUUUGCGGCGAAUCCAAACCAGAUGAAGAACGCACAGCUCGCACCGCCGCAGGUUUUCCCCAACCCCUCGAGACGAUUCGGAGGCCCACUGCAUCACCAAGCCCAGCGCUUCAGAUUCUCUCCGAUGGGCGUGGAUCACAUGGGCGGGAUGGGCGGCAUGGGGGGCGUCCCCGGCAACAGUAACAACGGCUGGUGCCUCUUUGUGUACAACCUCCCACAGGACGCAGACGAGAGCGUCCUGUGGCAGAUGUUCGGGCCGUUCGGCGCCGUCACAAAUGUAAAGGUCAUCCGCGACUUCAACACCAACAAGUGCAAAGGCUUCGGCUUCGUCACCAUGACCAACUACGAGGAGGCGUCCAUGGCGAUCGGCAGCCUCAACGGUUAUCGCCUUGGAGAGAAGAUGCUGCAAGUGUCCUUCAAGACCAACAAAGGACACAAGUAA